Branchiostoma belcheri (Belcher's lancelet) is the source of this 2023-nucleotide messenger RNA. RefSeq lists its product as uncharacterized. NCBI's taxonomy places the organism in Eukaryota, Metazoa, Chordata, Leptocardii, Amphioxiformes, Branchiostomatidae. The record is from RefSeq and is a predicted model, not a curated record. The coding region runs from base 44 to 1462 and encodes 472 amino acids. The transcript has 6 exons.
GUUGCAUUUGAUGGUCGAGGAAAACUAAGUUUGUGCGGCCGAGAUGGCUUUCCAGCUGCGGUUCCUGAAGCCGACUUGCUGCAGCCUGCCCAGUAUCGUGCCCAGGACGAGCUCUUGUCGUGUUGGCCGCCAUUUCGGCUCCCAGGAAGCCGGGAUCUCAGCUGAAACAUCGUCCUGCGAACUGUCCAGAUCCGAGGUGAGCAAGCAGGCAUGUCACAACAGUGCCAGUGUGUCAGGACACCCACAAUGCACCAGGGGCAGGCUGACAUGCCCCCUUCCGCAACCUCAAGAAGUCACCUGUACCAGACUCGGGACGCUCGUACGCGAAAGUCAUCAGAAACUCGACUCUGAUUGUGACGGAAACAGUGGAGGAAAGUCACACCGAUGGAGAUCGGUAGCGAAAGAACAGAGUCCGACAUCGCUGAUGGUCUUACCGGAUGGAACACUCCUGCAUCCCUUCAUCUUUGUCAGCCCUGGGAAGCCAGCAGAAGGGGAUCUAGAACAAAAUGUCUUAAAAGAAUCUCUCAAUGCUGUGAACGAACCCUUUCUUUCAUCUACAACAAAAGGAAAAGACAAGAAAUGUAGUACUAAAGAGUCGGAGGUAGAAAAGGGAUAUUUUGACUCUGUUAUUGUGAAUGAAACAAUUUCUAGCCUGCUAGCCCAGUUUGAGGACAUUUUUAAGGAUAAUGUCAUCGCUAGAGAAGUACAGAAAGUGACGAUGUUGCCAUCCCAACAGCUGUUACCAUGGCAACAGGACAAAACCGCAAAAUCUGAAAAUGCAGAAGUUUUAAAAGACAUGGACGUCAUGAUGUCAGUGGAUGUUAAAAAGCAGGCGAAGAGACAUGAACUUCAGAUGACCUCCGAGGGCAAGGUCACGCGACCUUCAGACAACAGAGUGACGGAGGAACAAUUAGCAGAAGUACGGGACAAGCUGGGGGAACAGAUGCCGAGGUUCUUCCGUGGUAACCAUGACUACGGGAUGUACCAUCCUGACGUCGUCUUCAUCAACGACUUCCUCAACAUGACCACCAAAGGCCGCACGACGUACCAGGCGCUCCUGACGCUGCUGAGGAUGGCGGCGUGGACGUACUACGUGGACGUGCGGCUGGACGUGCUGAAGCUGACGUACGAGGUACAGGACGGCACGGUCCAGGCUCGCUGGCGCGUCCAUGGUCUGCCACUGCACCUGCUGCUGCUCAGGUUCUGGAGAAAGGACAAGUCUGGGCUCUACAGAUCCAUCGAUGCGUUCUCCAUGUUCACAGUGGGGCCAGAUGGACACAUCACCAGGCACCACUGCUCCAAGAUGAUGCCAGACCCAGGGAAGUACCGGCGUGUGGUGAGUCUGUGGGAACGUAUCGCAGGUCUGCGUGUCCGGCCGGCCGCCACCCUCAGUAUGGACCCAACAUCUCUAUCCCUUACCGCGCCGAAGGGGGCACCAAAGGCAGCGGAACAGAUCUACUGAGGUGGUUAUAAGGAUGAUAAAACUCCCUUUUUUUAACCUCAAGUGACUGAAGUCUUAUCACGUGUAAAGUACUUCUAAGGGUGAUGUCUGAGAAGAAAAGGAGGUGCUGCUUGCUAGAUUCUUUGUACACAUUUUUCACUCCCUCAUAAUUCAUUUUUAUCAAUCAAUAUUGGGUACACAUGAAUGCUCAUUAUGUAGCAUGUUGCAGGACAGAGUUGGAGGGCCCUCUCAGUAUGGAACCCACCUCUCUCUCUCUUACUGUGCCGAAGUGGCCACCAAAGGCAGCAGGACAGUUCUACUGGGGGGACAGUUACACAUUAGUACAAACAACUGGAUAGAUUUUGUCAGUGACAGUGUACGAACGGACAUCUGUGCAGUUGUUUGGGUGUAACUGUUAUCUUAUUACCUGGAUCUGAUGUUACUGCUGAAAUUUUCUGCUCUUUGAAUUCUAUGGUCGGUCACACCAGUUUGUCUCCUUGGUUCUCAGACAUUUUCAUCAAAACAGAAAUAAAGAAAAUAGACAAGAUGACGACAUACUCAAGUUAGAUCAGACGUCAGACA